Messenger RNA from Polypterus senegalus (gray bichir), 1331 nucleotides. Its product is annotated as extracellular calcium-sensing receptor-like. NCBI's taxonomy places the organism in Eukaryota, Metazoa, Chordata, Cladistia, Polypteriformes, Polypteridae. Gene Ontology annotation, cellular component: membrane. The coding region runs from base 132 to 1181 and encodes 349 amino acids. Gene Ontology annotation, biological process: G protein-coupled receptor signaling pathway. The transcript has 4 exons. The record is from RefSeq and is a predicted model, not a curated record. Gene Ontology annotation, molecular function: G protein-coupled receptor activity.
UAUGGACCAACACCUCGCAGUGUUUAACAAAGAAUGAAACAUCACUGUUAAGGAGCUUGAUUAGUGCUGCAAUUCAAAAUGAAUAUGACUUCAAAGUUUGCAAUAUUGAUACAAAUAAAACACACAAAAAUAUGAACUGCUACAAUGUUUCUCGACCUCAGAGUUCUUUGUGUGUUCAAUCUUGUAAAGUCACAGAAAGAAGUGUAAUGAUUGGGCACUGCUGUAUGCAAUGUCAGCCCUGCUCAGGAGGGACUUUCAGCAAUGGAACAGACUGCCUGCCUCUCACUAUUGUCCCUGACAUUUUGAUCCACAUUCUGUCCCCGUUGGGCAUCUUCCUGUGUGUGGGGUCUCUGGCAGUUUUUCUAGCACAUGCUAAGACUCCCAUUGUGAAAAUGUCUGGAGGGAACAUCUUCUACUGCUACUUGGCUGGUCUCGUCAUUGCUUUCUCCAGUGCCUUCCUGUUUGCUGUGACCCCAACAAAUAACACAUGUCUGAUAGGCCUGCCUCUAUCAGCUAUGGGGUUCUCUGUCUGCCUCUCCAGUAUUCUUGCCAGGUCCUGCAGAAUUUUGAUUGCCUUUGCCAACAAAGCUGAAAGACCAAACAAGUUUCAGCUUCACUUCUAUAUUAUCAUCAUCACAGUGGGUACUCUGGGAGAGGUAACCAUUUGCCUGGCAUGGAUGCUAAAGGAUCCCCUUUACUUCACCUAUUUGCCCCAAGCAAAGCAAUAUACCAACAUGGCCUGUGACUGCAACAACAAGUACUGGUACUACAUUUCUUUUGGCUACCUCGGGCUCCUUUGUUUGGCUACUUGGGGGUUAGCCAUCAAGAGUAAUGCUCUUCCUCCUGCUUUCAGUGAGUCUCAGUCCAUCUCAUUCAGCAUGUUGAUCUUCCUUUCUAUCUGGGGCUGCACAAUUCUCAUAAUCAUGAGUGAUAUCAAAGACCUGCAGACAGUGAUACUUGGGGUGUCCAUCACAUUGUCUGCUUGGGGUAUUCUUGGUUGCAUCACUCUGCCCAAGGUCUUUGUCAUCCUUUUCAGGCCAGAAAGAAACAGUCAACAGUGGAUAAGACACAUCACUUAUGAGUACUGUCGCCAUGUCGCUUAUAAGGCUGGUAUGAAUUUGGAGACGCAGCAUUCCACUGUUUCGACUUCAGCAACCAGCAUGUCAUCUGUCACUUCAUGAAACAGCAACUGCCAUUUAAAAAACACAAUUUCUUUUGUCAAGAGUUACUGCCUAUGUACAAUUUGAAAAAUGUGCAUAUGGGAUUUCACUGGAUUAUCUCCAUCCAUCCAUUUUCCAACCCGCUGAAUUCGAACACAGGGUCACGGGGGU